Messenger RNA from Lichtheimia ornata, 780 nucleotides. RefSeq lists its product as uncharacterized. NCBI's taxonomy places the organism in Eukaryota, Fungi, Mucoromycota, Mucoromycetes, Mucorales, Lichtheimiaceae. The transcript is spliced from 2 exons. Bases 1 to 780 code for a protein of 259 amino acids. The record is from RefSeq and is a predicted model, not a curated record.
AUGGCUAUUGUUGCUAUGGCAAUGGGCCAACAAGGGCAAUGGGUGAUCCAAGAGGAUUUCGAACUUGACGUCCACCGGUUUUCUCAUAUCGUGUCAACGCAUCUCUUGUUUGACCAUGUCGACACUACAUUGAAAAUGUUUUCAAGGACCAUUUCCAAUCGCUUUCGUGAAGAGAUCCAGAUCGAUAGCAUGGGGGCCAAUGACACAGGGUGUCUACCUCUCGACGUACAACUUCUCAAAGGACAAAUCAGUGGAGCCAUUGGAUCCUAUAUUGAAGACAAAUUACCUAGCGUCUGGAAUGAGCACGCCAAAGCACUAGACAAGGCAUCUCUCGAAUACCUCAUUGAACACUUUGCACGCGACCUGUGUCCUCCUUCCAAUGUUAUUUUGAAUCAAUGUCUUGCCGAACAUGGUCAGCAAUUGUUAUCGUAUAUCAGCCAUCAUAUAGCAGAACAACUUCGCACCACCAUCAGCCAUAUUGUACAACAUGACAUCCCGCAUCUCUUUGAAACCACGCAAACUCAAGUCGCUUCCCUACUCACUCAUUUCAACCAUCCUGGCUGCCAUCUCGAGCUCAAUCAUUCUUCCAACAACAAUCCUGCAUGGCUUGAUCUUGUGACGGAUAUGAUCAGCCAUGAUGUCAAGGAUCUAUUGCAUGACGUCGGUCGUAUUGAAGACUCGGUGUACCAAUUUGCCAUCUUAGCCAAAACAUCCUCAUCGCCAUCCUCCUCAUCAUCAGUGAACCAUCGUUUAAUAGAUACCCCGCAUCAUACAAUGUAA